AUGUGGCCAUUUACCCGACUAAAAUACCCACCGAUUGUUCUCUACUUCUAUGAUGCAUGGCUGAUGAGCUUUGCUAACCCGUAUAUCUGGCGUUGCUCAACCCAAGAAGUACUUGUACCGCUUCACCAACGCAAUAUUGGCAUUGAUCACUGUGAUAUAGGAUGUGGCACCGGCUACUACCUCAUUCGUCACCAGCCUGCUAGCCCUAAAACGACCCUCACCCUCCUUGACCUGGAGAGCAGCCCUCUAUCAACAACUCAGACUCGUCUCCAUCGAUCCCACCCGGCUGUGGAAAUCCAUCCGCAUCACCACGACAUUUUAUCUGACGAACCAAUCCCUCCACCUCCGCAUUUCUCGGAGUGCACGGCAUACGAUUCGAUCUCGCUAACCUUCCUCCUUCACACCCUUCCUGUUCCCCCCGAAGAGAAAGUGAAAGUCUUUGCCAAAGCCAAGGCCGCAAUUAAGUCCUCCGGCGUGGUCUUCGGCGCUACCAUCCUCGGACACGGUCCGUGGCAUAACUGGGCCAGUCUCAUCCUGCUGAACGUUCUGAAUUGGGAAAAAAGGCUCAGCAAUACGGAUGAUGGCGUGGACGUUUUGAUUCGAGGUCUUCGGGACAAUUUUAAGGAUGUAAAAGUGGACGUGGUUGGAUCGAUUUUAGUUUUCGAGGCCAAGCAGCCAAAUUGGUGA
This is a messenger RNA of Aspergillus affinis, 687 nucleotides long. RefSeq lists its product as uncharacterized. NCBI's taxonomy places the organism in Eukaryota, Fungi, Ascomycota, Eurotiomycetes, Eurotiales, Aspergillaceae. The record is from RefSeq and is a predicted model, not a curated record. The transcript is spliced from 2 exons. The coding region runs from base 1 to 687 and encodes 228 amino acids.